Messenger RNA from Penicillium bovifimosum, 4194 nucleotides. RefSeq lists its product as uncharacterized. The transcript has 6 exons. Lineage: Eukaryota; Fungi; Ascomycota; Eurotiomycetes; Eurotiales; Aspergillaceae. The record is from RefSeq and is a predicted model, not a curated record. The coding region runs from base 1 to 4194 and encodes 1397 amino acids.
AUGAGGCUGAACGGGAGAUCGGCGGCUCGCCAUAGCCAUGCCUUCUCAUUCCCAAUGAUCGUCGCGUUGAUCGCUUUGAUCUUCGCAGGAUGUGUAUCGGCGGACCGUCCUCAUCAUCGACACGCAAGUCUUCAUCUCAAGGACCGGGUUGCGAAUCCAACGAGCGCGCACGAUGCUGCGACUAUGAUUGAGAACGCACUCGCAGUUCUAGCUGAAGUCAAUAAGGAUCGGAUCACCAAUCCCAACUUUAACAAACAGACAUUCGACAAGCCCAAGAGCGUGAAGAAAGAUGCCGUGUCAUCUGCCUCGCCUCUGGACUAUAGUCCCAAGGCAGUCGAGAGUGUUCGUCUCAGGCGUCGUGGUGAGCCCAGUGCCACCACUGCCAGUGGGAACAAGGCAUACUCUAUUCCCACUGAGCUGGCCAGGGCAGCCCGGAUUGUUGCCGAGUCGACCUCAAACAAACCGACGGGGAAUCACAGUCAAGUUGCCGCUGAGAUUCGCGAAAAGUACGGGAAGGGGCGUAGGGAAUCCAAUACCCCACACCAAGCGCUGGUCCAUACCAAUGGUCUUUACGACUACUUGUCAACUGGUACCAGUGAUGACAUUGUUAUGGGAAAUGAGACUUCCCCGCGAAAGAUCCAGAAGCGCGCCACCCCUUCAGAGUACUGGAUGAAUACAAUGGACCAGAAUGGACUCAGCCCAUUUGCUCCCAGUGGCUACAAGGUGUGGAGAAACGUCCGCGACUACGGCGCUGUUGGCGAUGGAGUCACGGAUGACACCGAAGCGAUCAAUCGAGCCAUCUCGGACGGAGGACGCUGCGGUGCCAACUGUGGGUCGAGUACCAUCUAUCCUGCAGUGGUCUGGUUCCCGGCUGGGACUUACCUGGUUAGCACAUCGAUUAUCCAGUACUAUAACACCCAAUUUUUGGGAGACCCACUCAAUGUUCCAACCAUCCUGGCUGCAUCAAGCUUUGUAGGCCUAGGCGUCAUUACCUCCGACGUUUACGUGAGUGAUAAUGAGGAAUGGUAUGUGAACCAGAACAACUUCUUGCGCAGCAUCAAGAACUUCAAGAUCGAUAUUCGGCCGACCGAUCCAUCAGCCUAUAUAUGUGCUAUUCACUGGCAAGUUGCUCAAGGCACAUCCCUGGAAAAUAUUGAGUUUUACAUGUUGUAUAACUCCGAUGUUCCCACAAACACACAGCAGGGAAUCUAUAUGGAAAACGGCUCUGGGGGUUUCCUGGCUGAUCUGACAUUCGUGGGAGGAAAUUUCGGAGCAUACUUUGGAAACCAGCAGUUCACCUCGAGUCAACUGGUUUUCGUGAAUUGUCAUACAGCGCUACAGGUGCACUGGGACUGGGCGUGGACUAUGCAGGAUUAUGUUAUUGAAUCCUGCACGAACGGUCUGACUAUUGUUGGCGGAGCCGGGGGUGCGAUGAGUAACGGACAAGGCGUUGGUUCUGUCGUUUUGACCGAUGCCAUUAUUGCCAACACGCCCAAUGGUAUCGUCACCUCGCUUUACGCAGAGAAUUCUACCUCUUUGCUCCUGCAGAAUGUGGGAUUCUUCAAUGUUGAAACUGCCAUUGUUGAUUCAGUCAAGAACAAAGUUCUUCUGGCUGGUGGUAACGAAGUUCUUAAGGACUCCUGGGGCUUUGGCAUGAUAAACGACGCAGCUGGUGUCGGAUCAUUUGCUGACGGUGAGGACAUUCCAGCCAUUCUCCGGCCGGAUGUCUUAUUAGGCAGCCAGGCUUAUGUCAAGUCCAAUCUGUUCACUCGCCGGCGUCCUCAAUAUGAGAACCUCACCGCCGAUCAAGUUGUCAAUGUUAAGAAUUUUGGGGCCAAGGGUGACGGAAGCACAGAUGAUACCGCAAUUCUCAAUUACGUGCUCUCCUACGCUGCCAAUCUGUCUUCUGUUGUGUACAUUCCUUUUGGAGUAUACAAAAUCCAGGACACCUUGCAUAUCCCGCUUGGUUCUCGCAUUGUGGGACAGGCUUGGUCUCAAAUCAUGGCGGCGGGCGAUAAGUUCGCAGAUGUGGAUAAUCCGCGGGUUGCCGUCAAGGUCGGUGACUCUGGCGACGUUGGUAUCGUAGAGAUACAGGAUCUGCUUUUUACCGUGUCUGGCCCUACUGCGGGUGCUAUCCUUGUGGAAUGGAAUGUCGAGCAAUCUGUCAAAGGCUCUGCUGCUAUGUGGGAUUCGCACAUUCGCAUUGGCGGUGCAAUCGGGUCCAAGCUGCAAAAUGCACAAUGCCCUAAGAAGACAGGAAAGGUUAACUCGGAUUGCAUUGCAGCAUCUCUUUUACUACAUCUUACUUCGUCCUCGACUGCUUAUCUCGAGAACAUUUGGGUCUGGGUGGCCGACCAUGAUCUAGACGUUGCUUCACAAGAUCAAAUUGAUGUGUAUGCAGCCCGGGGUAUUCUGAUCGAGAGCCAAUUGGCUUGGCUGUAUGGAACGGCGUCGGAGCACAGCGCACUGUACCAGUACCAGCUUUCUGGGGCGCAGAACAUCCUUUUGGCAAUGAUCCAAACAGAGUCGCCUUACUAUCAACCUGUGCCUAAAGCUCCUAAGCCAUUUACCCCUGGCACCUUUGCCAACGACCCUCGGUUCGAGGAAUGCGAGGCCGACUCAGUCAAUUGUGCGGUAUCGUGGGCAGUUCGAAUUAUCGACUCCUCUUCCGUUUGGAUUCUAGGAAGUGGUCUGUACAGUUGGUUCUCGGAUUACGCUCAGGACUGCCUUGAAACUGAAAACUGCCAGCUGCGAGGCUUUGAAAUCGAGCAAAGUGUCGACAUCUGGAUUUACAACCUCUGCACUAAGGCUAUCGUGGAAAUGGUUACUCCUUUCCAGGGAAUUCCUACCUAUGCCAAGGAUAACGUCAAUGGGUUCCUGUCCUCCAUCCUGGUCUGGCUUGGUGGUGCGAAUCAGACGGCAGGUGGGCGCGAGUUCCCUGGAUUCAGUAUCUACAGCUCUUCUACACUUGAAGCUGCUGAUUUUCCACUCAGCUGCAAAACAGCCCUGACGGAUCUCAUCAAGUGUGAUCCGUACAUGAGCACUAUGAUGAUGGCUACCUAUCACGGUUCUCUGAAUAAUGAUACACUUACUGAGUCCCUAUGUGAUCCCAGCUGCGGCACGAGCCUUCAACAGUGGUUCAGCUCGGUGCAGCACAACUGUGCUGGUUAUAAUAUCAGUGGAUCACCGCCGGGGCUGUAUGGAGGACGCAUGUGGGCUGCUUAUAAUGAGACGUGCAGCAAAGACAAGGAUACGGGAAAGUAUUGCAACGAUGUUAUCGAUGGUUUCACCUUGGUUCCCAAUACCGAGGCCAUGCCUAAAGAUGAGAUUUGCUCAUACUGUUACACCGAACGUCUGCAGAUGAUGCAGCGUACGCCCUACUCAAUGUACGACGAUUAUUACCAGACGGUUCUGGAGACAAUCAACAAACGCUGCGGGCUGAAUGCACCAACGACAAUUCUUGAAAUCCCUUACAAUGACCCGGAGAAAGAAACUACUUUCUGUUUGUCGGGCACCAUGUAUACCACAGUCAAGGGGGAUACCUGCACCUCCAUUGCAGAAGCCAACAGUCUUUCCUCCGCCGCACUGUACAUGAGCAAUCAAGACCUCAUCCUCGAGUGCUCAUCCCUCUCUGCCGGGCUGGAAUUAUGUCUCCCGCUCUCUUGUGAGAAAACGUACUCCAUCCAGCCGACCGACAAUUGCACCGAUAUUGAGUUUGCGUACUCUCUGAAAACCGGGGAUGUACGUAAAUACAACCCCUGGGUCUCCUACGACUGCGGGAACCUGCAGGUCGCAAGCAAGAUCUACGGCACGAAUAUCUGCCUCACGCCGCAAGGAGGCCAACAUAAUAGCAGUAGCGCUACAAGCGGCUCAACUGGUCCCUCUGGCUCGGAUGGAUACGUCUACAGUCCGGUGGCUCCGCCUGUCAAUGCAACUCUGGCGGCCGGGACGACUGCGAACUGUGGGAAAUGGCACGAGGCCGCGCCUGGCGAUAGUUGCGUGGGGAUCUGUGGGCGAUACAGCAUCACUCACGCUGUUUUUGUCAUGGUGAAUCCCUCGUUGGAUUCGGCCAGCUGCUCGUCCAGUCUGCAGGCCGGCAAGACGUACUGCGUGGGGCCGACCUACACAUGGAAUCAAGCCAGUACGAGUGAGAGCAGCGCCCUUCCUUCGGCUACUGCUGGAGCUCGAAAUUAG